AUGACAAGCCUGGCUGGAGCUGUGCCAAGAAUGAUGAGACCGGCUCCUGGACAGAACUACCCCAGGACUGGAUUCCCACUAGAAGUGUCCACUCCUCUAGGACAAGGCAGAGUGAACCAGCUCGGCGGUGUGUUCAUCAAUGGCAGGCCUCUUCCCAACCACAUCAGACAUAAGAUAGUGGAGAUGGCCCACCAUGGCAUCAGACCUUGUGUUAUCUCCCGCCAGCUCAGGGUGUCCCAUGGCUGUGUGUCUAAGAUCCUGUGCAGGUACCAGGAGACUGGAUCCAUCAGACCAGGAGCAAUCGGGGGCAGCAAACCCAAGGUGACCACUCCAGAUGUGGAGAAGAAGAUUGAAGAGUUUAAACAGACAACCCGGGUAUGUUCAGCUGGGAAAUUCGAGAUAAAUUACUUAAGGACGGAGUUUGUGAUCGAAAUACCGUUCCUUCAGUCAGCUCUAUCAGUCGCAUCUUUGAGGAGUAAAUUUGGGAAGGGUGAGGAUGAGGAUGACCUGGAGAGGAAGGAGCAGGAGGAGCAGGAGAAGAGGACGAAGCACAGUAUAGAUGGGAUCCUGAGAGAGAGAGGUACAUCCUUAUAUACAUUUCCAGCUGGGACUGACCUGUAUAUACACAAUGAUGUUCACUGA
Staurois parvus is the source of this 642-nucleotide messenger RNA. Lineage: Eukaryota; Metazoa; Chordata; Amphibia; Anura; Ranidae. The record is from the annotation of a GenBank genome assembly.